This is a messenger RNA of Python bivittatus (Burmese python), 2833 nucleotides long. It is a transcript of the gene FGG, whose product is annotated as fibrinogen gamma chain. Lineage: Eukaryota; Metazoa; Chordata; Lepidosauria; Squamata; Pythonidae. The record is from RefSeq and is a predicted model, not a curated record. Gene Ontology annotation, molecular function: protein-macromolecule adaptor activity; signaling receptor binding; extracellular matrix structural constituent. Gene Ontology annotation, biological process: platelet aggregation; blood coagulation, common pathway; blood coagulation. Gene Ontology annotation, cellular component: fibrinogen complex.
AUGAUCGCUUAAGCUGUCCCUGCACAGUUUAGAGAACAAGAUCAGUUCUCUGAAGUCCACAAACCCACACUGAUUAAGCACUGCCUCUCCGGUGUUUGGUGGUUCUGGAAGCUACAGACAUAAUGCAACCAAAAUUUAACAAGUGGCUGCCUCUUCUAUCUUUCUUCUUUUCAACUUGUACUGCAUAUUUUGCCACGCGUGAUAACUGCUGUAUCUUGGAUGCACGAUUCGGCAGCUUUUGUCCUACAACAUGCGGUGUUGCAGAUUUCAUGACUAAAUAUCAUUCGGAGGUUGAUCGGGAUCUCCAGAUCCUUGAACAAAUGUUGGUGGAUAUCUCUAACUCUUCAACAGUAACUGACAAUUUGAUACGCCAUAUCCGACAAGGGCAUGUCUCACAGCCAGCAACUCAGUCAAAUGUGAUUCCAGGUUAUACACAGAAGUCCAGACAAAUCAUUGAUGAAAUUAUCAGAUAUGAAAACGUCGUUGUGGGCCAUGAAAAUACAAUACAGCAAUUGACAGACAUACUGAUAUUAAACAAUAACAAGAUUCAGCUAUUAAAGCAGAAAACUGCUCAACUUGAGGCACAGUGUCAGCAGCCAUGUAAAGACACUGUCCAGAUACAAGAAUUAACUGGAAAAGACUGUCAAGACAUUGCCAAUAAAGGUGCACAGCAGAGUGGGCUGUACUUCAUAAAACCCUUGAAAGCCAAGGAGCAGUUCCUGGUCUACUGUGAAAUUGAUUCUCUGGGCAACGGAUGGACAGUUUUUCAGAGGAGGCUUGAUGGAAGUGAAGAUUUUAAUAAAAACUGGAUUCAGUAUAAGGAAGGAUUUGGACAUCUGUCACCAAAUGACAAUACAGAAUUCUGGUUGGGAAAUGAAAAGAUUCAUUUAAUAACAACUCAGACAACUGUUCCAUAUGCCUUGAGAGUAGAGCUGGAGGAUUGGAGUAACCAAAAAAGCUAUGCAGAUUAUGCCCAUUUCAAAGUGGGAAAUGAAGCUGAUAAGUACCGUUUGACCUAUGCCUACUUUGUUGGGGGUGAAGCUGGGGAUGCCUUUGAUGGGUUUGAUUUUGGAGAUGAUCCAAGUGACAAAUUUUUUACUUCUCACAAUGGCAUGCAAUUUAGCACACCUGACAAUGAUAAUGAUAAAUUUGAAGGCAACUGCGCUGAACAAGAUGGAUCUGGAUGGUGGAUGAACAGAUGUCAUGCUGGUCAUCUGAAUGGCAAAUAUUAUAAAGGAGGUCUUUACACUGAGAAAGAUGCUGGUCCAAGGGGCUAUGACAAUGGCAUUGUCUGGUCAACCUGGCGCCGCCGGUGGUACUCCAUGAAGAAAACAAUUAUGAAAAUAAUUCCAUUCAGCAGACUUGCAGUUGUAACAGGACAGCAGACUGGAGGAAUAAAAGAUGUUGAACUCAGAAACCGUGGAGACAUUUAGAAAGAUAAAAACAGCUGCCUGUUCAUGUAUCCUAUGGAAAAUGUUGUCAGAACUAUUGAACUUUGAGCAUAUUUUUUACAUCUCAUUUAUAAAAUAAAUUGCAGUUUCAUCACAAAAGGUGGUUAAUUUUUGUGAUAAGUAUAUAUCACAAUUAAUUAAUGGAACUCGUGGUAUAAACUCUGGUGGUGUCCACUACUUUAAUAGACUUUAAAAGUAGAUGUUAUAAAUUAUUGUGAUUGGUUUAAAACUUACUCAUAUUUAGAAUAGAUCAAUUUAAAUCAACAGCCUUUGUGUGUGUCAUGACACUGAUAUCAUUGACUGGGUUCCCACAAUGUGCUAAGCCACAGCAUAUUUAGUCAUAUCUAGCAGCAAUUGGCUGGACGUAUAUAUCAUACUAGGAUAUAUGGCUGGAUGUAUACAUUAUGUUAGACUAUAAAUCAUGGUUAACAAACUAGAACACAAUGGCUAAAGCCAAACAAAUUAGCUUAUGACUUAGAGCAAUUAUCCAACUGAACCUUUUAAAAAUAACUUGGUCUCAAUCCAGUCAAAUCAUGAGGAAAAUGGCAAUCAGCUCUGCUGGUUAUCUGGCUUCAUUAAGUGUAAUAUCUUGUAACCACAAAGAGAAUUAAAUUAGGAAUGUGGGUACUGUCUACUGAGGAUUUCAGAUUAAAUGAACAUAGCUGUUCUGAUUUAAUGUUCAUGGAAUCCUAUUUACAGACAUUAAAAAUCCAGAUUUUUCUCAGGAUAAAAAUAUAAUUGUUUAUUUUUUAUUGCAAGUUAGAGAUGUUUAAAAGAAUGUUUUUUAAAAACCAUGAUUUAUCUGGUCAAGCCACAACUCUUUUAUAAAAUGGUAGUGAGACUAAGCUCAGGCAGUAAUUUUCUCUAUCACUGGAUAACAGAUAUUCAUCAUCCACUUCUUGCAUGCAUUGCAUACAUAUAUGUGUGCAUAAUUGCACCAACUUUCAUUAGAUUUUGUAAAAGUGAAUAGCUCAAUAGUGUGGUUGACAUGUCAAAAGACUGAAUCCUGAUGUUUUCUUCAUUGUGUCUCUCUGCAGUAUAUGCAAUAAUGAUGUUGCAAUUUCCAUGUGUGAGUAAAUCUCCUACACAGGCAAAACUGUUCUAUACACGUGCUAUCAUUUUUAGUUACUUUGCAAUGUGUCUUACAUGAAUCAAUUAAAUGUGUUGCUAAUGGCUUCUCAGCUGCUAUACAAAAGCAUGGCAACAGUUUUAAAAUGUGUGCGCAUACUCAUUUAUACAACACUAUCUCAUACUAUUCAUCAAGAAAGAAUGCACUUCAGAUACAUUACAUAAUGACAAUUUGCUUGUUCUAUUAAAGAUGGACAACUUAAUGUAAAAUGCAAAUUGAUGUAUGAAUAAAAACUCCAAGUAUGCUAAUCUGA